This is a messenger RNA of Emiliania huxleyi CCMP1516, 222 nucleotides long. RefSeq lists its product as hypothetical. The record is from RefSeq and is a predicted model, not a curated record. The coding region runs from base 1 to 222 and encodes 73 amino acids. Gene Ontology annotation, molecular function: S-adenosylmethionine-dependent methyltransferase activity. NCBI's taxonomy places the organism in Eukaryota, Haptophyta, Isochrysidales, Noelaerhabdaceae. The transcript has 2 exons.
AUGGCGCCAGAGGGGCGGGUGCUGCUGGUGGAGCACGACGGCUUCGCCGGCCCUCCGUACGAAGUGCGAGAGGCGGACGUGCGCGAGCUCUUCUCGCCCGCCUUUGCGGUGCGGCCGCUGCAGCGCGAGGACCGGAUGGGCGCGGAGCCGCACUGGAGGGAGCGAGGGUGCACACGCUUCGAGGAGGCGGCGUACCUCCUCACGCGCCAUCGAGCAGGGUAG